Messenger RNA from Chlorocebus sabaeus (green monkey), 4204 nucleotides. RefSeq names its product zinc finger protein 792 (gene ZNF792). The record is from RefSeq and is a predicted model, not a curated record. Lineage: Eukaryota; Metazoa; Chordata; Mammalia; Primates; Cercopithecidae. Gene Ontology annotation, biological process: regulation of transcription by RNA polymerase II. Gene Ontology annotation, molecular function: RNA polymerase II cis-regulatory region sequence-specific DNA binding; DNA-binding transcription factor activity, RNA polymerase II-specific. Gene Ontology annotation, cellular component: transcription regulator complex; chromatin; PcG protein complex.
CGGGGAGGCUGAGUCCGCAGGAGCUGGGGACCCCGGGCUGGGGGUGGGGCGGGUGCGGCUGCGCCCUUGAAGCUGCUUCGCCGGCUUUCCGGGACCGUGCCGGGGAUAGUGAGGCCGGGGACCCCCUCCGCGCUUUUGCACCAGCCGUGACCCCUUGCAACGGGGGUGCCCGGCGGAGCUGCGCGCUCUCAGCGCCCCCAGACCCUGCGCCGCGGGCGCCGCGCGCAUUUUGCACGGGGGAGACUGAGGCUAGGAGUGCGACCCUCAACCCGGGGUCACACCUCGCCUGGGGCACGGCCGGGUGGGUGGUAGCCUGAUGCUGCGAGACCCCCUUCUCCCGCCCCGUGGUUGCCCGCACCGUGGGGCCCUGCUCUGACCACAGACUCCGAUGGCGGAGGCGGCCGUGCGGGAUCCUGCGCAGGGCUGCGUGACCUUUGAGGACGUGACCAUUUACUUCUCCCAGGAGGAGUGGGGGCUCCUCGAUGAGGCUCAGAGACUCCUGUACUGCGAUGUGAUGCUGGAAAACUUUGCACUUAUAGCCUCGCUGGGACUUAUAUCUUUCAGGUCCCACAUCGUUUCCCAGCUGGAGAUGGGGAAAGAGCCCUGGGUGCCUGAUAGUGUGGAUAUGACUUCAGCCAUGGCCAGAGGGGCUUAUGGCAGGCCUGGUUCUGAUUUUUGCCGUGGAACAGAGGGCAAGGACUUACCUUCUGAGCAUAAUGUUUCUGUAGAAGGAGUGGCACAGGACAGGAGUCCCGAGGCAACUCUGUGCCCCCAGAAGACCUGCCCCUGUGACAUAUGUGGCCUACGUUUGAAAGAUAUUUUGCAUUUGGCUGAACACCAGACAACACAUCCCAGGCAGAAACCGUUUCUGUGUGAGGCAUAUGUGAAAGGCUCUGAGUUCAGUGCAAACCUUCCCCAGAGGCAGGUGCAGCAGAACGUACACAACCCUAUCAGAAGGGAGGAGGGCCAGGCUUUGCCUGUAAAGACCUGGGGAGACCACACAUCAGAUCAGCUUUCCACCUGCAGGGAGGGCGGGGAGGACUUUGUGACCACAGCAGGGUUUCUGCAGCAUGAGGUCACUCCCAGCGAUGGGGAGCCGCACAAGGCCACCGAAAGUGUGGUGGAUUUUCACAUUGCACUAAGGCAUAACAAGUGCUGUGACUCUGGGGAUGCCUUCAGUGACAAAUCCACUCUUGUUCAGCACCAGAGAAUCCACAGCAGAGAAAGGCCUUAUGAAUGCAGCAAAUGUGGAAUCUUCUUCACUUACGCCGCUGACCUUACUCAACACCAGAAAGUUCACAAUAGAGGAAAACCCUAUGAGUGCUGCGAAUGUGGGAAAUUUUUCAGCCAGCACUCCAGCCUUGUUAAACAUCGCAGAGUUCACACUGGUGAAAGCCCUCACGUGUGCGGUGACUGUGGGAAAUUCUUCAGCCGAAGCUCCAACCUCAUUCAGCAUAAAAGGGUUCACACUGGUGAAAAGCCGUAUGAGUGCAGUGACUGUGGGAAGUUCUUCAGCCAGCGUUCCAACCUCAUUCAUCAUAAGAGGGUUCAUACGGGCAGAAGUGCCCAUGAGUGCAGUGAAUGUGGGAAAUCCUUCAACUGCAACUCCAGCCUAAUUAAACAUUGGAGAGUUCACACUGGAGAAAGACCUUACAAGUGCAAUGAAUGUGGGAAAUUCUUCAGCCACAUCGCCAGCCUCAUUCAACAUCAGAUAGUUCACACUGGUGAGCGGCCUCAUGGGUGCGGUGAGUGUGGGAAAGCCUUCAGCCGAAGCUCUGACCUCAUGAAACAUCAGCGAGUUCACACUGGUGAACGGCCUUAUGAGUGCAGUGAAUGUGGGAAGUUGUUUAGCCAGAGCUCCAGCCUCAAUAGCCAUCGGAGACUUCACACUGGCGAACGGCCUUACCAGUGCAGUGAAUGUGGGAAAUUCUUCAACCAAAGCUCCAGCCUCCAUAACCACCGGAGACUUCACACUGGCGAGCGGCCUUAUGAGUGCAGCGAAUGUGGGAAAACCUUCAGGCAGAGGUCCAAUCUGAGGCAGCACUUGAAAGUUCACAAACCAGAUAGGCCUUAUGAAUGCAGCGAAUGUGGGAAAGCCUUCAACCAAAGGCCUACCCUCAUUCGGCAUCAGAAGAUUCAUACCAGAGAAAGGAGCAUAGAGAAUGUGCUCCUUCCCUGUUCAAUGCAACAGCACACACCAGAGAUAAGCUCUGAGAACAGACCUUAUGAGGGUGCUGUCAACUACAAGUUGAACUUUGUUCAUCCAAGCACCCACCCUGGGGAGGUUCCCUAGGAAUGCUAGCUCUGUUGGAAGCUUUCUGGGGACUAGUUACAUUCUCUUACCAUGGAUUUUUUUUUUUUUUUUUUUUUUUUUUUUGAGACGGAGUCUGGCUCUGUCACCCAGGCUGGAGUGCAGUGGCCGGAUCUCUGCUCACCGCAAGCUCCUCCUCCCGGGUUUACACCAUUCUCCUGCCUCAGCCUCUGGAGUAGCUGGGACUACAGGCGCCCGCCACCUCGCCCGGCUAGUUUUUUGUACUUUUUGGUAGAGACGGGGUUUCACCGUGUUAGCCAGGAUGGUCUCGAUCUCCUGACCUCGUGAUCCGCCCGUCUCGGCCUCCCAAAGUGCUGGGAUUACAGGCUUGAGCCACCGCGCCCGGCCACCAUGGAUUUUAUCAGCGUUUUUUCACUGCUGGGGUUGUGAUAGAAGCCAUGUCAGCACCACACACUGCAGCUCUCCAGAGAAUGUGUCCACCACUCCACUGUGCUCAGGGAAGGCAGACCUCUCCUCUCUCUUUCCAAUCCCUAAAGGGAAUAAGGAGUAGUCUGAAGCCAUGGGAAGAUGUCAUUCCCGCCCUGUGUGGCUGGUUUAGCUGUGGACAUGACCAGCCUGUGACUGUGAAGUCCUUAGCAGGGUUUUGCUGACAGCUUGUCCUAGAGAAGGUUUCCCGUUUUCUGGGACAUUGUUGGUCUCAUGCCUGUGAAGGAUUUGUCCAGCCUUCAUGUUACCCUGCACAACAACUUACCUCCUGUGCAUCGCCCUGGUUCAUGCGAUGAUAACGGCCUUAUGAUAAAGCCGUCUUUAAUCUUCCAUGUUCUGAUCACUGGGUGGGGUGGUUCAAGAACAGAGUUAAGAUCUACCAGACUGAAGGGGUCUCCAGAUUAUCUUGGAGGGGACAGGCGGAUGACAGAGAACAACCGUCAAUCCAGACUUGGCCUCAUUUGCAUUGCCACCAAGGCCUCCUAGGAAAAACUGGGAAUUUAUGGGUGUAAUAUUGUAGUCUGAAUGGCAUGAAUCUGCCCCGAGGAGGGGGCAGGUGUGACAAACCCUAGUGCAUGUGGGAACAGUGUGAAUUGGGUCCCUUAUUCCCAGGGGGUGCCCCAUAUUCCCCAACACUGUAAAGCAGAUGCUGUUUAGCACCUGCCAAGGAGCCAUAUGCCCUGAAGUUCAGCCUUAGGCAGGUAUCUCUUAACUGUAAGACAUAUCAGGCCCAGUUGGGAUCAUAAUUUGUACAGAAACACUGGAUGUGAUUAAUAGGGAAUAGGCGAGAUUAUAGCAAACCAGCAGAGAUAAAUCUGUUCUAAAGGUGCAUCCAUGAAUGCUCCCUUGAAUGUGGCUGUGCAGGAUUCAGGGUUUGCAGAAAUUCUCAGGACCUCUAGACUUCUGUCCUAUGACUAAUGUUACUGGCAGAGCAAAUAAUCUAAAGGUUUUGGUUUUGUGGGUUACCAUCUCUGUGCUGUGCAUCUCGAGGCCAGUGCUGUGCUAGCAGGAAAAUAGGGACUGAGAAAAAAGCAGAUCCUAUACUAUAGGGAUUAUAGCAUCUAUGACAUAGCUAGCCAUUCUUUGCUCCCAAGGCAAGAAGAAAGAGAUGGCAGAGUCAAUAUCGGGUUGCCAAAUUGGAUUUUCUAAAAUGAGUAGGAGGUUGGAUUUUAUGUGCAAUAGUUUGUUUUAAUGCUUUGUUGAUAUGUAAUUGUCAUGCAAUAAUUAUACAUAUUUGUUAAGUUUUGUACAUUUAUUAUGUACACUCAGGGAACCAAUACCAUAAUCAUGAUAAUGAACGUAUCCAUCACCUGCAGAGCUACCUCAUGCCCCUUUACAGUCUGUCCUUGCCUUCCCCAGGAAACCAUUGAUUUACAUUUUUUACUUUAGAUUUGUUUGCCUUUUCUAGAAUUAACACAAUUGGAAUCAUAAAGUAUUUAUACUUUU